Colletotrichum graminicola M1.001 is the source of this 162-nucleotide messenger RNA. RefSeq lists its product as uncharacterized. The annotation marks the transcript as partial. The record is from RefSeq and is a predicted model, not a curated record. The transcript has a single exon. Lineage: Eukaryota; Fungi; Ascomycota; Sordariomycetes; Glomerellales; Glomerellaceae.
AUGUGUGACUGGGAGGAAUUUCUCUUCACCUGCAACCACUCGAUUGUACGGCUGAAGUCGUACUGUCAUUUCGCUCGCAACGAUCCGAAUCACCAAUGCUUCGGUGUCAAGGUUCUCCGCAACUCGUGGCGACAAAGCGUGCCGUGCGAUAACUGCAUAUCG